CACGCGGAGAUGCAGCGCCUGGCGACGGAGAACCAGCGCCUGGCGGCGACGCACGGCGUGCUGCGGCAGGAGCUGGCGGCGGCGCAGCACGAGCUGCAGAUGCUGCACGCGCACGUGGCGGCGCUUAAGGGCGAGCGCGAGCAGCAGGUGCGCGGCACACUGGAGAAGAUCGCCAAGAUGGAGGCCGAGGCGCAGGGCGCGGAGGGCGUGAAGCUGGAGCUGCAGCAGGCGCGUGGGGAGGCGCAGAACCUCGUUGUGGCGAGGGAUGAGCUUGUUUCCAAAGCGCAGCACUUGACUCAGGAGCUUCAGAGGGUUCACGCCGACGUUGUUCAGAUCCCUGCGCUUAUCUCUGAGCUUGAAUGUCUCAGACAGGAGUAUCAGCAUUGCAGGGCCACUUUUGACUAUGAAAAAAAGUUAUACAAUGAUCACCUUGAGUCACUUCAGGUGAUGGAAAAGAAUUUUGUUUCUAUGAGUAGGGAAGUGGAAAAACUUCGAGCAGAGCUUACGAACACCGCUAAUGUGGAUCGGAGAAGUAGUGGGCCAUAUGGUGGCACCUCUGGAACUAAUGAGAAUGAGGCUUCUGGUCUUCCUGUGGGACAAAAUGCAUAUGAAGAUGGUUAUUCUGUUAUGCAGCAGGGACGUGGUCCCCUUCCUGCUGCUGGUGGUGGCAGUGGCAGUGGUGCUUCACUUCCUACUGCUGGAGCUCAGUCUGGUCCAGCUGCUGCAGGGACUGGUUAUGAUGCUCCCAGAGGGCCUGGUUACGGUGCAUCUGCAGGGCCUACUUAUGAUGCUCAGAGGGGUGUUACUUAUGAUACACAAAGGUUGACUGGUUACGAUUCAUUUAGAGGACCUGCUUAUGAUUCCAAGAGAGGGCCAAUUUUUGAUGCUCAAAGAACCGGCUAUGAUCCUCAGAGGGGCCAGGGUUAUGAUGUCCAAAGAGGACCUGUUUAUGAUGCAUCGAGGGCAGGUGGAUAUGAUGCACAGUCAAGAGGGGUAGCUGGUCCUCAUGGACAUGCUCCGCCAAUGAACGCUAUGCCUUAUGGAUCCACAACACCACCUGCUCGUAGUGGCGGUGGUGGUGGAUACGAAGCUGCCCGAGGCAUAAACCCUGGUAGGAGAUGAGUCUUGAGACUCCAUUCAUGGCACUAAAAUCCAAGUGUCGUUCUAAUCUGAAUGGUUGGAACCUCUGCCCAGCAAAGUUUGCCUCAUGAAUGUCUAGUUUUGUCCUAUCUUAAUGUAAUGUGCAUAGUGGACGAGAGGGGAAAGAAAGAAGUGUUCGGCGUGACGGGGAAAUUCAUUCUCAUAGUAUAAUUGCUGUAGAUGAAAUUGUUAAGAUUAUCAGCCUACCCCUACUUAUAAAUUAGAGUACUUCUGUCUGGGAUAGCGUAAUUUUCUUAUUUUUUAUUCUCUCCCUCAACCUCUUUUGAAAUGAUUUCAAAGCUGAUUUCUCUUUUUAGUUA
Cajanus cajan (pigeon pea) is the source of this 1460-nucleotide messenger RNA. RefSeq names its product sarcolemmal membrane-associated protein. The record is from RefSeq and is a predicted model, not a curated record. NCBI's taxonomy places the organism in Eukaryota, Viridiplantae, Streptophyta, Magnoliopsida, Fabales, Fabaceae.